AUGGCGGCUCUUCAUAGCAACCAGCAUGCUCCAACACAGAGCUUCAUAGCAAGGUCCCCGUCGGUCCUAAAGGCGUAUACUCCAAGCAGACUAUAUUCUGUCGCUAGUCGUGGUGACUUCUAUCGACCAGGUGAAAGUACGGGUGAUAAACGACGCUUAAGAGACGACGGCAACUCUACAACCUCAAAGGCCUCUCGCUGCACGUAUAAUUCCCGUUAUCCCAGCCGAACCUAUGGACAGCAGAACCGGAUCGUGCGCAAUACACCAUCUAUUCAAAAACAAGAGUUGUUUAAGACAGGCACAAUCAUACGUGGUGACCAUGUGGAAGAAGCAUAUAAAAAUGGCACCACUUUGAUGGAUAAAAGCAUGAUUCAUGUCCCUGGCCACAACCCAAUAUGCAAGAAGGCAAGAUUCUUCAUUGUUCUGGCAGGACAUGCAAUGAGUUAUGUAUGCCUACCAAUCUUCACUCACAAUGGAAAUGGAACAAGAAAUAAGCCCAGGCCGGAAGAAUUCGUGUCUAUUCGAGAUCAUCGUGCAACUAUCGAAGUACAACCGCAGUCUGGCCACGAGCCGUUGAUGACGCUAGAAAUGUCAGGAAUGGAGCUUAAAGCGUCCUCUGUCGUUCAUUUAGCGUAUCCCACUUCUCGGAGUUAUGAACUCCCAGUUGAGGUGAUUGGCCGACUUACCGCUACGUCCACAAACCGAUGCAUUCAGCUUUUCAGGAGGUACAUGCCAGUUGAGGUCAGCGAAAGGUCUCCCGCAUCUGGCACUGGUGUCUUGAUUAACGCUGGCGUGAGCGUGUCCAGAGCCCUUACGAAUCUACGCUUCGAAGAAUUUACCCAUCUCUUCCGCAAUAUGUCAUGGAGCAAAGUCACUUGUCUGACGGAAAGAGAGUUAGGAGCGAAAGGAAUCAUUUCACAGACGGAUCGCCAGCAGAUACUUGCAGUCUUUGACCAGAUUGCAAAAGCAAUCAUGUCUGGGCCUGAUUGGACCGUGAGCAUCAACAAUGAUACUCUGGCAAAGAAGGUCACUGUAACAGACAAGGAUACUGCGGUACACAAGGAUACCGUAGCUGUCCUAUAA
Messenger RNA from Endocarpon pusillum Z07020, 1083 nucleotides. RefSeq lists its product as uncharacterized. The coding region runs from base 1 to 1083 and encodes 360 amino acids. Lineage: Eukaryota; Fungi; Ascomycota; Eurotiomycetes; Verrucariales; Verrucariaceae. The transcript has a single exon. The record is from RefSeq and is a predicted model, not a curated record.